Molecule: messenger RNA, 1893 nt
Organism: Naumovozyma castellii
Lineage: Eukaryota; Fungi; Ascomycota; Saccharomycetes; Saccharomycetales; Saccharomycetaceae
Product: MDR family MFS transporter
Exons: 1
Coding region: 1-1893 (630 amino acids)
Source: RefSeq, a predicted model, not a curated record
AUGGAAAUAAAGUCAAUUGAGCUCACAGGUGAAGGAAAAAAGAACCCUGAAAUUCUUGUUUCAAUCGAUUCUUUCGGUAUUGAACCGUCGAUGGAGAUAGCAUCUCAUGGAAUAAAUGAAGAAUCAGGAACUGAUGCUGAGGUUUCUAACCAUGUUGAGAAGAAGCCUAACUUUAAUUCCAAAUACGGAAAAAAUGCAAUGGGUGAGGACUUGCCCUCUGGUAUUGUCCUUUAUACAUGUGCAUUCUCCCUUGCCUUAGCCAUUUUCUUGGCAGCUUUGGAUAUCAUGAUUGUCUCCACUAUUAUUGAAGAUGUAGCUAAAAAAUUCGGUGCAUAUUCAAAAACCGGUUGGAUUUUCGCCGGUUAUAGUUUGCCAAACGCCCUUUUAGCUUUAUUAUGGGGAAGAAUUGCAUCCAUUAUUGGUUUUAAAUCAUGUAUGCUAGCUGCCAUCAUUAUUUUUGAAAUUGGAUCAUUAAUCUCAGGUGUAGCUAACUCCAUGAAUAUGUUAAUAGGUGGAAGAGUCAUUGCUGGUGUCGGAGGUAGUGGUAUCCAAAGUUUGGCCUUCGUUAUCGGUUCUAAUUUGGUGGAUGAACGUAGACGUGGUCUUAUUAUUGCAUGUAUGAGUAGUGCAUUUGCUGUGGCAUCCGUUAUUGGCCCAUUCUUGGGUGGUGCUUUUACUACACAUGCAACAUGGAGGUGGUGCUUCUAUAUUAAUCUCCCUGUCGGUGGUGUUGCUUUUGCUCUAUUUGUUGUUUUCUACAAUCCACAACGAAAAUCAUUGGAAGGCAUUUCAAUAUUAUCCAGUUUAAAAGAAUUCUGCAAUACUUUAAGACAGAUUACUGUUAUAAAAAAUUUGAAAAACUGGCCAACUUGGAAAUCAAUCGUCUAUUCAUUAGUCUUUAGGUUUGAUAUUAUUGAAUUUAUCUUUUGCAGUGCAGGAUUCGUUUUAGUUCUACUUGCUUUCACGUUCGGUGGUAAUCAAUAUAAUUGGAGCUCAGCAUCAAUCAUUGUCAUGUUUGUCAUUGGUAUUAUCUUAUUAAUUGUUUCACUACUUUAUGAUUUUGUCAUAUUCCCAAGAUUCAAAGCCGUGAAAGAAAAUUCUUUAUACCAACCUCUAAUAAAAUGGUCAAUAUUUAGCCAUCCGGGUAUUUUUACUGCAAAUGCAGCUUUAUUUUUCGAAUGCACUGCAUACAUUUGCCAAACAGUUUACAUCAUUCAAUUCUUUCAAUUAGUUCGCGGUAACACUGCCUGGAAGGCUGCAGUUCAUUUAAUUGCCACUGUAGUACCCACUGUUAUUACGACGUUUAGUAGUGGUAUUGCAAAUUCCAAAUUCGGUUUAGUGAAACAUGUCACAUUUAUAGGUGUCGUCACAUCCUUGGUUGGUGCUGGUCUCUUAACUUUACUAGAUAAUAAUUCGUCAAGUGCCAAACACAUUGGAUUAUUAAUCUUGCCAGGUAUUGGUUUCGGCGCAACAAUGCAAAGUACAAUGAUUGGUGCCCAAAUUCAAUUAGAUAAGAAAGCUGUCACAUAUAGAUCUGACUUCAUCGCAGUUACAACGUUGAAUGCAUUCCUAAAAGGUGCUGGUCAAGCUCUCGGUGGUAUUAUAUGUGACACUGUGUUUAGUGCUUCCAUUGUUAAUAAAUUAAAUGCGAACGAUCUUCAUGUUCCCGGUGGUAACACCGUAAACAAUUUAAUUGGUUAUAGAGAUCAAAACUUUGACGGAACCGAUUCAUUAAUGAGCAAGUUGAUAAGUGAGUCCAUCAUUAAUGUGUUUUAUAUCGCGUUGGGUCUAGCUGCUUGUUCCUUCAUUUUUGGUGUCUUCACAUCUAAUAAGAAGGUUGAUGUUCGUAAGAGGCUAGUUGAUGAAGAAUCCCAAGAGCCUGAAAAAGAUUGA